CUGAUGGUCGCGGCUGCGCGAGAACACCUGCUUUGCGUUCUGCGUGACUUCGCGCCCGUCGCGAAUGGCCUACGAUGCGCCGGACUUUGUCCCCGCAUGACAACUCGAUAUAGGAAUCUCUUCAUCUUCUGUCGCCAAAAUUCAGAUAACGUACGCGGUUGUUUUGUAAUUUUGAAACAUGCAUAUCCUUUUUUGAUAUUUUAAUGAUAUGAGGACAAUGUUAUAUGAAUUCGUUACGCAAGGAGAUCAAUUUUAUACCUCUAAUUACAUUGUAUUGAGAUGAUAAUUCUUUUUACAUAGCAAAAAAUGAUUAAUCAAGAAAGUAUUUUAUCGACAUCUUUAGCACCAAGUUCAAAUCAAUAUGCAGAAACGGAAAAUGAACCAACUGAUAACUUGUAUCUUGCACUGAUACAAUGCUUCGGUAUUAUACUAUGCGGGUAUACAGCAGGAAGAUUUGGUGUGAUAACAAAAACGGAAGCAAAUGGCCUAAAUACUUUUGUUGGCACUUUUGCUUUGCCUUCUUUAAUCUUUAUGUCUUUGGCAAAGCUGGAUUUCACUUUAGUUAAUUGGAAAUUUCUUCUCGCUGUAUUACUUGCUAAGAGUUGUGUCUUUAUCAUAGUGCUUGCAGUUUCAUUAGUAAUUAAAAAGCCAUCAAAUCCUGGACGUGCUGCACUCUUUGCAAUAUUUACCACUCAGAGCAAUGAUUUUGCCAUUGGAUAUCCUAUGAUCGCUGCUCUCUAUGGAAAAACGCAUCCGGAAUAUGCCGCUUAUUUAUACCUGAUGGCUCCUAUAUCACUGACAAUUUUAAAUCCAAUUGGUUUCAUUUUGUUGGAGAUAGGCAAACGACGUGUUGAAGAGCAUACAAAUUUAAGAGAUAUGGUUUACUCUGUUGUGAAAGGUGUUGUGUUUAAUCCUGUGCUUUUUAUGACAGUCCUGGGGAUUGUAGGAAAUCUUAUCUUUAGUCACAGCGUACCACAUUUGCUCGCUGCGAUCCUCGAAGUAUUUGGUAAUGCUUUUUCGGCUAGCGCAUUGUUCCUACUUGGUUUAAUGAUGGUAGGAAAGAUACACAAAUUGAAAGGUACUGCGCUAGUUAUACCAGGUAUAUUAAUCUCAGUGAAGCUGCUAGUCUUGCCUCUAGUCAUAAGAGAAUCUAUUAUUCUCUUGAAUGCUGGGGAUAACGUCACGGAAACAAGAGAUUUAAGCACAUAUGGCUUCCUGUACGGUACUAUUCCGACAGCGCCUGCUCUGUUUAUUUUCACUUUAAGAUACAAUCUCGAGAUUGACUUAAUUGCAUCCGCUAUGGUAGCUUGUACAUUUCUCUCUGCUCCGCUUAUGUUCGUAUCGGCUAAAAUGAUCGAUGCAGUUUCUGCUGGAAUUACACCAGCUAAUUAUGCACGACAACUGAAUAUUUUUUGUUUUGAUAUAAGUGUUGCGUCAACAGCAGUUUGUAUAUGGUUGUUGAUAUGUUUUCUUGGAUUUGGACGGAAAAGAUACAACCAAGUUACUCAUCGAUGCACUCUUUGUCUCAUAAUUGCACAGCUCACAAUAGCAAUAGGUGUGAUAAUGUGGUCAAAACUUGACUCAAAUAAUAAUCAAACAAUAUUUUGGUACAUCCAGUUUAUUCUAAUAACUACUGGUGUAUAUGCCAGCAGAAUAUGGACAGCUGCGAUCGCAGCAACAUUACUAUUUCUGAGUUCACGUUCAUUGUCUUUUGUUAAAAAUCUCCAGAAAUGGUUUUAUCCUAUUGGAUGGGGAAUGCCACUUUUAAUGGUAACAUUAAUAUGUCUCACUGUUAGAUGGAAUCCGUCUGAUCUUGAUUUAAAAAAUCCAAAUUUUCAAUUGGGCAGAACUCAAGCUGCUGUAUCUUCGUUUAUAUUAAUAUUCUGUUUUAUAGUGACAUUAGGUUGUUUGAUCUUGCAACAGAGAUAUCAAAGAAGAUAUAAUACAAUGUCAUACGAGCAUCUAAGAAAUAACGUAGAAAAUUCUAUAACUGAAAAUAAUGAAAGAAAUGAAAGAAAUGAAAGAACUAUAGUAGAUGUGGAAGAUUUAGUUUCUCCAUUAAUUAAUGUAACACCUAACACACUAAUGGGCUGUGAAUUCCAAAAUGGUUGUCCAAAUGGAGCAUGCAGAGCUGAUGAAGAUAGAAACGAACAGAACUAUGAAGAAGAAAAUGGGAGAAAUGCAGAUGAUGAUGCUCAAAUAUUGCGACAUCUCGUUUUUCUUAUUUUACUUUUGUGUUCCAUGUUUAUUGGCUUAUCGAUAUCCGUGGGAACAUUAAUAAUGGAACAAUUAACAGGCAUUUAUGCCGAGCUUGCAUUCUUAGAUGUGACUUUGAAUUUUGGACAAUCGUUAAUAGCGUUUGCUAUCUUUGGAUUAGAUCCUAGUCUCGGUAAAUUAGGAUAUUGGUUGCGAAAAAUGUGUAGAAAAUGGCAAUCUGGAAAAGAAUUACAACUUCCUUGCGAGGAGGCUCUCAGCCAAGAAGUAAAAGAGAUUCGGGAACAAUUUAAUCGAUGUCAUUUAGACGCAUGUCGAGCACGUAUAUCCAUGUGUCGUAGGCGAUUAUUAAGAGUAUAUAGAGGAGUUUUUUCGGGGACAGAUUUGGUCAACUGGUUGCUUGAAGUUGGCAUUGUCAAUAAUCGAGAAGAUGCCGUAAGAUAUGGUCGUUGCUUGUUGGAGAGCAGAGUUCUACAACAUGUCGAUGGCACACAUCACUUUUAUGAUCAAAAUCUUCUCUAUACGUUUAACGCAUAAUUCGAUUUUCGAAUGUUUUGGUUGUAUUUCCGACAGAACAAAAUAGUUCCAUUAUUUAUAUUUUAAAUAAUGAUCAUUUGAAUAAGAAGCAAGAAUGAUUGAAUUAUAUAUAAUAAUAUACAAUCAAACCUUCAUGAUUUUUAUAUAUUUAACUUGAAAAAUCUUUUUAGUCUUAGUUUUUUUGAUCUUCACAUACAAUAACAUAAUCCAAAAUGGUAAAAUGGAAACAUUAUACAUUGUCUGUUCAUGAAUAUCAGUAACUUCUUUAUCUUCCUUAUUGGAUUUUCUUUAUAAGAUAAAUGAGAUAUUGUCAUUUUUAUAGUAUUUACGAUUUCACUGAUUAUUUUCAUUUUAUGUACAUCAAAAUAACAAAUGUAAAAGUAAAGCAAUAUAAGAGAAUUUGAUUUGACGAAGACUGAAUAAAACUCAGUGUUAUAAAUAGGAGGUUUGAUUGUAUUUGUUAUUUUUAAAAUACAUAAACUAAUUAAAUAA
Pogonomyrmex barbatus (red harvester ant) is the source of this 3243-nucleotide messenger RNA. It is a transcript of the gene anchor, whose product is annotated as integral membrane protein GPR155 homolog anchor. Gene Ontology annotation, biological process: intracellular signal transduction; negative regulation of BMP signaling pathway; transmembrane transport. Gene Ontology annotation, cellular component: membrane. NCBI's taxonomy places the organism in Eukaryota, Metazoa, Arthropoda, Insecta, Hymenoptera, Formicidae. The record is from RefSeq and is a predicted model, not a curated record.